AUGUCCCGUCGCUUCGACCAUGGCGACCUCGUCUGGGCCAAGGUCCACAACUACAGCUACUGGCCCGCCCAGGUGCGGACUGACAUCCGUGCUGACCACCGAAAGGUAGCUGUGAUUUUCUUCGGUUCCCAUGACUUUGGCUUUCCCUAUGCCGAGCAUGUGGACGACUUUGAGGCAGCCUUCUCCAAGCACACGAGCGCCUUCAAGAAGAAGAAAAUGCCCAAAAAUCUCCAGUCCGCCAUCGACGAGGCCCGGCGACGGGAGUCGCUCCUUGGCAUCCGGUGUCGAGGCCUCGGGUCGCAAUCCGACUCGGACAGCGCUGAUGGCGGCCAUUCCGGGUCCGAGAGGCACUCGCGCUCGCGAUCGCGCUCGCGGUCGCGCUCGCGGUCGCGCUCGCGUCAACGCCGGCGCCGGCGCUCGGCAUCAAGGUCAUCUCGGUCACCCUCACCCUCAGCCUCGGGGUCGCGGUCGCGGUCGCGGUCGCGGUCGCGGUCCCCCUCAGCCCCGCGGUCACCGGGGGGGCGCCCUCAUCGCCGCCGGUCUCGGUCGCACUCUCCCUCGCGGUCGCGAUCGCGGUCGCGCUCACGAUCCCACUCUCGGUCACGGGUGUCCUCGUCGCCAGCACGCCCAGCGCGCGCCACCAAGCGUGGUGACUCCCCGGGACCCGAUUCGCCCCUGCGGCCGCCAACCGGCGCCGGGGGCGGUGUGCUCCGGCGCAAGCGUCCUACUCCCUCGGCGCCGGAUUCCGCAGACUCGCCCCCACCCCCGGGGACGGCCCGCCGAGUCGCCACCAGCACCCCCGGGGUUCGCCCUUCUCGAUCCCGCGACGAGUCGCAUCCUGAUCGUGAAAGGAGUCCGCCGCCCGUGGCCGGUGAUACCCCCGCUCGCGGCGUCAAGCGCCCGAAAGUCGAGGCCCCCCUGCCGGAGUCCGAGCCACGCGGGUCAGCCUCUCCCCAACUGCCCUCGGCCAUGGCCGAUGACAGCCACCGGAUUUCCAAGUCGCCCGAGCUCCUGCCCCUGGAAUCGAUCCUGUCGCUGGCACAGCGCGUUCUGCCCGAUGGCCUGACAAGCGGCAUGGCCACGCUUCUGCUGCCUCGCAAGAAGAUCAGCCGGCAGGACCUGACACCGGAGCAGCUGCGUGGCAUCGAGGCCAAACGCCAGCGCCGGGCGCGCCUGUCCCCCGAGGAGAUCGCCAGCGAGAAGCAGGCCAAGCAGCUCCGUCGCCGGGACCGGCUGAUGCGCCUCCAGCGCUAUCUUCAUCGGCGCGAGGAUAAGAUGCGCCGCCAUGGCGAGCAGCACCGGCUGGCAUCGGCCCAGCCGCCCGCCGACUCACCGACCCCUGCCACAGGCACGGGAUUGCCAUCGACCUCUCCGAGCCCGGGCCCCUCGCCGCCUAUCAAGGCCGAGCCGGCCUCCUCGCCGUCAUCCCUGCCGCCGCCGCCGCCAUCUCCUCCAGCCCACGGUGGCGUUGCUGGCCAGACUGCGUCAACAUCACAGGCCGCCUCUCAGGCCCCACGCACCUGGCUCACUAUCUGA
Molecule: messenger RNA, 1536 nt
Organism: Fonticula alba
Lineage: Eukaryota; Rotosphaerida; Fonticulaceae
Exons: 5
Coding region: 1-1536 (511 amino acids)
Source: RefSeq, a predicted model, not a curated record